This is a messenger RNA of Myxocyprinus asiaticus (Chinese sucker), 5914 nucleotides long. RefSeq names its product rho family-interacting cell polarization regulator 1-like. The record is from RefSeq and is a predicted model, not a curated record. The coding region runs from base 158 to 3943 and encodes 1261 amino acids. The transcript is spliced from 23 exons. NCBI's taxonomy places the organism in Eukaryota, Metazoa, Chordata, Actinopteri, Cypriniformes, Catostomidae.
UAAAUGUGACGUCAAAACCCUGCAGAACAAUGAUUGGUCAGAGAGAAUCGUCACUACCAGUGUCACUGGAUUUGUGGUACGGGACAUCAACCUGCUAGUUUUAAAGUUAGCGACAGCAAUAUCAUUUGUAAACGCGACUUUCGAAUUGUAAAAAGAAAUGGCUGUGUGCAAAACCACGCCGUGGUCUGUAAACGAGGUGCAGAUGUUCCUCUCGUUAGCGACAAACGAAAUGACACGAAACGAAAAAGUCUUUCAGGAAGUGUCUCAGCUGUUGGCCGCACACGGCUACCAACAGUGUAGGGAAAAGUUAAAAAAACUAAAAAAUGACUACAGAACCAUCAAGGACCACAACAGCCAGAGUGGUUCAGACAGAAGGAAGUGGAAGUGGUUCGACCAAAUGGAUGCUAUCUAUGGCAAUAGACCGUCGAGCAAUGGGAGGGAGAGUGCCCUGGAAUCGGCGUUGUUGGAGUCCACGAUGGACGAUGGGAGUCCCUCCAAAGCUGUGUCCACCAUGUCCCUCUCUGUGCGCCCCUCGCGCAGGGUCGUCGCCAGAUCCAUCACUAGGAGCCAGUCCUUCGCCGGAGUCAACUCCUACGAUAAGUCCUACAGGAACAUCUCUGUGUUCAGCAUCCCCGUGUGUGUGAGGAAGACUCCCUCCAGAGCAAGCAGGAUGUUCACACUCUCCACUAAAUCACCUCCUCCAAAGGUGCCCCAGCCUGAGAGGCUGGACGAGGUGUAUGAGGCUCUGAAGAGAGGACUGCAAUCUUACCUGCAGGUCCAUCAGAUGGAGCUGGACAGUCUGAAUAGACAAAUGAAAGAAUCCAAGAGAAACUCUCGCUUGGGCUUUCUGUAUGAACUUGACAAGCAAGUGAAAGUGAUUGAGAGAUUUAUGAGACGGCUGGAGUUUCAUCUCAGUAAGAUCGAUGAACUCUACGAGGCCUACUGUAUGCAGCGGAGACUGAGAGAUGGAGCCAAUAAGAUGGUGAAGGCUUACACGGCCUCUCCAAGCAGCAGAGAGGCCAGAGAGAGUCUGUCUGAAGCCAACAAGAGCUUCAAAGAGUACACAGAGAAUAUGUGCAUGCUAGAGAGUGAGCUUGAGAACCAGUUGGGAGAGUUCCAUGUCAAAAUGAAGGGCCUGGCGGGUUUUGCACGACUUUGUGCAGGAGAUCAGUAUGAGAUAUUUAUGAAGUAUGGUCGCCAGCGGUGGAAGCUGCGAGGUCGGAUUGAGAUCAAUGGCAAGCAAGUGUGGGACAGUGAGGAGAUGGUCUUCCUCCCCCUCAUCACAGAGUUCCUCUCUAUAAAGGUGACGGAGCUGAAGAGUCUGGCCAAUCAUGUGGUGGUGGGGAGUGUCUCGUGUGAGACGAAGGACCUGUUUGCUGCCUUGCCCCAAACUGUGGCUGUGGAUAUCAAUGACUUGGGCACCAUCAAACUCAGUCUAGAGGUGUCAUGGAAUCCAUUUGACAAAGAUGAUCAGUCGUCUUCAGCUAGCACCGUGAACAAAGCUCCUUCUGUCAACAAACGCUUCUCCACGUACAACCAGAGUCCUCCAGACACGCCGUCUCUGCGGGAACAGGCCUUCUAUACAGCUCCACGGAGCAUGAUGUCCAAACAGCGCUGGUCCUUAGUGGACGUGUUCCGAGACACGCUGACAGAGAAACUGACUCAGAGCUGCUCAUGCAGCGAUGUCACUUCAGUCCGCCUGUGGUCCUCUCUGCCCUCCAACCAUAACAUGUUGAAGAGACAGGAAGAGAUGGAGAAUGGAACAGCAUGGUCAAAUUCCUCGGAAUCCUCAGACGAUUCAUCCAGUCCCCAGCUUUCCUUGGGAAUGCGUCACGCACAUAAAAACUUAGUCCAGCCUGAGGUACAAACUACUCCUCCUGCCAUUGAAAUCUCUUUUGCCCCCCGCGACUCAGCGACCUCUACUCCCACCCGCCUGACCAAUCAGAAAGAAGAGGAUGAGGAGGAAGAAGAGGAGGCAAAUCUCAAGAAACCAGCAGCAAAAAUAAUCACUGAGUCCCCUUUGAAACAGGAGGUGCCCAAUGGCCAUCCCCGAUAUUCUCGCUCUCUUAGCCACAUCAGCGAGAACAGUGUAGAUGGUGUUUUGACUGAUAGAUUGACUGGGGAGUCCUUGGAGACCACUGAAGUGACUUCAAUGGUCUCUUCGAUAUCAGUAAGUGACUUAGAUAAGCCCCACAGAGCAGAAACCUGUUUUGUCGUACCAGAGACUCAAGAGAUCUGCCCUGUUCCCGACCCAGCCAUCUGUGAACCAACCUGCACAGCUGAGCCACUGAUCUGUCCAGAAAGGAGCUCCUGCAAGGAGCAGCAGGGACUUCCUGCUGUAACCACAGCCUGUGACUCAUCUGAAAAAGCUAACAAAGAGCUCCGGUCUAGGCCAAGCUCUGUCUCCUAUACCUGUGGUGAGAAAUACUCUUCCCCCAGUGCUAUUGUCUUGUCCCAUCAGUUGAAAGCAUCUAGAACUGAUUUCUCAGCACAGAGCCAUGAGUCAUGCCUCACAAAGACACAAACAGACAAUCUGCUAGCUGAGAAGUCUGGUUCUUUGGUAGAGACAAGACCUACGGAUGAUUAUGAGGCACAAUCAGCAGACAGCAGUGUGGAGGAAGCCCUUAGUGCAGUUAUGUCCUCUCUUGAUGACUGCAGAGGCCAGUUCCCAGAGCUGCAGGUCUUGGAGCAAGAGCUGAAAUUGUUGGAAGAAGCACUUACAGUACGGAAUCGCAGUCGUUCGUCAAGUGUCAGUUUGACAGUUGAGACUGCUCUUGGAAGCUUUGACUUCCUCAAUACAUCAGACCUGGAGGAGGAAGAAGAUGAGGAGGAUGGAGAGAGACAGAGUGUGACAGACAGAGCUGCAGAGCGGCCAGCGGCUGUGGAGAGCGCAGGGGAGGACGAGGGUUGUGAAGCAAGAUGUUGGGACACUCAGUCUGGUCCUCUCAGCACAGGGUGCCCGGCUCUAGAUCACACCCUGCUGGUUCAUCUGAAGAACUGCAGCUCACAGCUACUGAGGUUAGGGACAUUCGGGCCUCUGCGCUGUGGGGAGAUGUAUGCUCUGGACCAUCUCCUCAGGGAGGCUCGAGUUCUCGAGCUAAUUCGAUGGGUUGUCAAGGACUCGAGGGGCGGAGUCAGUCAACCAGAGGAGGUUGUUCCUCAAUUAGAUCAGUGCCAAGGGGCUGUGUUACUAUGGCGGCAGUGCACGGAUGGCUGCAGUGUGUACAGCACCUCCACAGAUGCUUUCUUGCAGGCGCUCAGCAAUGCUUAUGCCAGCAAACUCCCAGAGAGAGGAGCCGGCUUUGCAGACACAGUGUUCCUGCGUCUGGUGGAGCGUGUCCUGGAGAAAAAGCUGCCCAGGCGUAGUGGAGGUGCGGCCAAAGAGAUGCUCACACUCUUCCAGUUUUGGAGCUAUUUGGAAGCAGAGGGAGUGAAUGAACUGGACACACACAUUACUGAGCUUGCCGAAGAAGUGUGGCUAGUUCAGUGCUUGCAGUCUGGAGACCAGGAUGUUCUGGUAAAGUCUCUGAAGAAGCCUCCAGAAUGCAGUCUGAAGAGGGAGGGCUUGCGGGCAGUCAGUCUGCUGCUGAGGGAUGCAAGGGGGAAAGUGUGCAGUGCAGCCAGCUCUCUGCUGCGGAGUCUAGCUGACCAAACCCGCCACAGGGAGAGGGCGCUUGUGAGCUGUCUAGAACUACUGGAGGAUGAGAGCAUUGAGACGCGAGUUUGUGGAUGUAAAGCACUCGCUUGUCUGAAGGCCAAAGAAAGCAUUGAGCAGCUGGUGUAUCUGUGCCGGUCAGAUAUGGAGGAUGUGAGGGAUGCUGCCAAACAAGCUCUCCUUGUGCUAGGUGAGGAGGGAAAGAUGGCCCAUCGACACGUUGAGUCCUCACAAGAUGGAAUGUCUCGCCUUUUUGCACCUGGCAGUAUGGCCAGCACCGCCUUCUAACACAAUCAACUGAUACUCAUCGAAAACAAUGUACUCAUGUCUCAGUAUAUUCACCUACAUGAUCAUGCCAUUUAUAAACUAUUAAUUGCACACUAUUAAAAACUAUCCAGUGUACACUAUACAGAUGUAUAAGUGCAAAUCAGUAUCCUUGAAGACAUGGUAUGAAUACAAUCAUUGGACAAGAGGACUUGUUUGUCAUUCUGUAUGUUAUGAAUAUUUUGGAUAUGGCCUAAGAUAAACUACUGUAAAGUAAUAUAGUAAGAUACAUAGAGAGAGAGUGGGGUGUGAGUGGGUUUAUUAAAUGGAUAGUUCACCCAAAUAUGAAAAUUCUGUCAUCAUUUACUCACCCUCAUGCCAUCACAGAUGUGUAUGACUUUCUUCUGCAGAACACAAACAAAGGUUUUUAUAAGAAUAUCUCCACUCUGUAGGUCCAUACAAUACAAGUAAAUGGUGACCAGAACUCUGAAGGUCUAUAAAGCACAAAAAGGCCCCAUAGAAGUAAUCCAUAAGACCACAGUGGUUUUAUCCAAUUGUUCAUUAAGUGAUAUGAGUGUGGGUGAAAAAUAGAUCAAUAUUUAAGUCCUUUUUUACUAUAAAUCUCCACUGCCACAUUCUUUUUUUGUGUGUGUGUGAGAUUCGCAUUCUUCGUGCAUAUUGCCACCUACUGGUUGGAGCUGGUUAAAGAGGGAGAUUUAUAGUAAAAGAAGGACUUAAAGAUUGAUCCGUUUCUCACCCACACCUCUCAUUUCACUUAUUAAGAUAUAGAUUUAUCCACUGGAGUCAUAUGGAUUACUUUUAUGCUGCCUUUAUGUGCUUUUUUAUCUACAAAGUUUUGGUCACCAUUCACUUGCAUUGAAUGGACCAUCAGAGCUGAGAUAUUUUUCUAAAAAUCUUCUUUUGUGUUCUGCUGAAAAAGUCCAUACACAUCUGGGAUGGUAUGAAAGUGAGUAAAUGAUGAGAGAAUUUUCAUUUUUGGGUGAACUAGUUUAAGAAUGCUUUGCUGCCUUAUGAUUUGGCCCAAUGGUGUUGCCUUUACGAUUCAUGAAAGCUGGACCCUGAUCAGCAGUACAAGUGGUGACUGUGCUGAUAGUGAUUGGAGAUAGUGUUAUUUUCACUUUAUUGAUGCAAGUAGGCAGCGACUACCUGCAGAGUAUAUAGAGAGCCUAGUUGUACACUUUGUCAAGAGUGUUUGUGUGUGUGUACAUAUUAAUUGGAGAAUGAAUGUUGGUAUUUUAAUAGGGACCUUGUUGCCAUUAAAAGUGUAACAGUGUCAUCAUUCCAUACUGUCAGAUGCUUUAUUGACACACAAUAUAUCUAUAGCCCAUCGGAAGUGUAAAUGUUUUGUGUUGUAAUUUAGUUUAAAUGUUUAAGUACUCGAUAACAAAUGCAGAUUUGUUUUUAUUCACCAUGCACUUCCCAAGAUUUAAGCCACUGGCAAUGUAAAAUCUGCUGUAAAGGUGGUGAGAAGCUGUUAUUUUUAUCAUUAUUUUGAUUGAAAGAUGUAAACUGUGGUGAAUACUGCCUUUUGCAAAAGGUUCAGACAGCCUCUCCAUGCAUGUGAUUUCUAGACUGCUUGACUCUGAGCAUUUUUUCCAGUGCUGCUAGUCAAAGCGUCUGAUCUGAAACCAGAGAGGGUUCAUUUUGUGUCGCAUUGUUUUCCUCGCUGAAUUUGUUCCAGGCUUCAUUAUGGACAAAGAACGCCUCUACAGUGUAUAAGUGCCUCAAAUUAGUAUAGGGAGCAUGAGAAUGAGAUACUUUAUUUAAAACUCAAGAUUGCAGUUUAGGAUUACAAACUGCAGAACAGAUUUAAAUAUAUAUUUUUCAUUAUUACUUACAGGUUGUGCAGCAUUAAAGAAGUGAUCUACUUUUGCUUUUUUUUUUUUUUUCCCCCCCUUCUCUUAAAUAUGUAUAUUGUCUGACAAGGAUAUUGCUGACAUCAACUGUAAACUAUUAAAAUUAUGAACACUAAAA